GACAAAUCAAACAAGAUCGCACAUGACUAUAUUUAGGCUAACACAUUGAGAGGAUUUGAUGAGUCAAAGUGCUUAGAUGAACACUUCCAAAAGUCAAUAGUGGACAAAUAUAGCGGGACGUAGGUAGUAUAACGUAACCAUCAUUUGGAGUUAUCAAGAGUUGGUGUAACUAACCAUAACAGAUGAUGCAAACAGAGUUUGACAUUAAAGUCAUCCUGGGGUUGAAACAGGCUCAUAAGGAUCAUAUUCCAUUUAUUUUACAUCGCAGGCUUGGUAUUCUGGCAGUCUUAGUCUAUUAUGAUGACACUAUGGUUGCUAAUAAUGAAGACAGCAUUGGUGAUCCAUGUCUCCCUGAUUACACAAAGGUCUACUUAAAUAGACCAGAGGUUCAAAAAGCUUUGCAUAUCAACAAGACUCACUUGCCAUAUAGCUGGGAUGAAUGCAUAGGGGGCCUCAAGUCUGACGGGCCUUUGAAGGACCCGUAUGCUACUAAAAACUUUCAUACACUUUCAAGACUUUUAACAAGACAUAUCCAAAUCUUGCUUUACAGUGGAGAUCAAGAUGUGAUAAACCCCGUCGUAGAGACUCGGAAAUUAGUGCAGAUACUUGCUAAAGACUUGAAGCUCGUCCGUUUGAGGAAGAAUGGACCAUGGUACAAUGGACCUCAGAUUGGUCAAAUAAAAGGGGUUUUGUCCAAAGCAGGUGAAGGAGGCUAUGCUCAAUAUACCAAACUUCAGGAGCUCGAGUCGUGAUUGCUUUAGUAGUGGCUUUUAUAAAUCUCAAUGACACAUUGUGGGGAAGUUGAUUAUUGAUACCGCCGUCCAAUAUUUUUUUGAGUCUGGUAAGACUAUUAAGCAUAUCAGUGCCACAAAAUAUCUCUUAUCGCAAAACUUGACAACCC
Messenger RNA from Cuscuta campestris, 901 nucleotides. Lineage: Eukaryota; Viridiplantae; Streptophyta; Magnoliopsida; Solanales; Convolvulaceae. The record is from the annotation of a GenBank genome assembly.